Brenthis ino (lesser marbled fritillary) is the source of this 468-nucleotide messenger RNA. The record is from the annotation of a GenBank genome assembly. Lineage: Eukaryota; Metazoa; Arthropoda; Insecta; Lepidoptera; Nymphalidae.
AUGGAGAAGAAUCUCGGUUCACGCUGCGUCCCCCCCCCCCCCCCCCCCCCCUGCUUCCGCUCUCCCGACCCUGCACCAUCUUCUAGGCCAGAGAUGCCUUCCCUCCCGGCUACUCAGAGGCCGACAAAUCCGAGCCGAACUCGGGGAAAACGGCCUUCCCCGCCUUAUCCGCCUUUUCUAGGACUUCUUCCGAAAAAGCGCGUCGCCUCAAGCGCGCGCUUCAAGACUCCCGCUCUCUGGGGGACCUCAGCCGUCCAUAUUGCGCAAUUUGCUGCGCUGCCGGCACGGGUCAAGCCCGUUCCCCCUCCCAGAUCCAUGGGCCUCCCCCUUCGUCGGCCUUAUUUUCCUUCGCGCGUACUUCGCUCUGUCGGUCUCCGUUUCCGAGCUGUAGAGCCCGCUAACUGGAGGAACGCGCAGGGCCGUUCCUCUUGCGCCCAAUGGGAACGCAUCUGUGUCCGCGCUGGCGUC